Molecule: messenger RNA, 854 nt
Organism: Nicotiana attenuata
Lineage: Eukaryota; Viridiplantae; Streptophyta; Magnoliopsida; Solanales; Solanaceae
Exons: 1
Coding region: 23-553 (176 amino acids)
Biological process (GO): root development; shoot system development
Source: RefSeq, a predicted model, not a curated record
UUUAUUUAUCCCCCCUUAAUUUAUGAGAUUUCUUGAUAUAUGUGAGACAACAAGGGAGCUGGUGUCACAGUUUAAAGAAAAUGUUAAAGAUGUUCAGUCCUUACUAAGAAGGAGAAAAGGAGAUUUGAGCAUCACUAACUACACUUCGUUUAGGAAGAAGAUGAAGAAAGAUGCCAAAAACUUAGUUACAAUUUUAAAGAAAAUGGAUCAUGAGGUGGUUGAUGUAAUGGAGGUUGAUCAACUUGUCUCAGCUGUUAUCAGAGUGCUAAGAGAAGUUAGUACAAUGGGAAUUUCAGUAUUCCAAAUGGUGUUGGUUUUCUUGUCAGCUCCAGUUUCUAAGCCAAUUAACAAAUGGUCUUUGGUUUCAAGAUUGGUGAACAAGGGAGAUCAAGACAAUGUAAAUGAGAUAGAAAGUGCUGAUUUUGCAUUAAACAGCCUUUUCAAGUGUGGCUCAAGUGAAGUGGAGAAAAUCCAGUUUGCGCAGAAUAGAUUGGAAAAUCUGGAAGCUCAUUUUGAAUGCAUUGAUUUCAGUACUAUAAAUCUAUCCUAUUAGCAUAAAUCUUAAGGGAUUCAAUGGAUUAAACUUCAAGUUUAACUAGAGACUACAUGUACUUAACUGAUCCGCACAGCCAAAUCAAGUUUAAGUAUUAAAGAAUACCUUUAGUUCCUAGAUUCCAUAUCGCAAACCAAAGGGAUAUCUCCUAGUAUGUGCCAGGUAAAAUGUUUUUGAGAGAACACAAAACUAAAAGCACCGAAAUAAGGGAAGCAGCACGCAGACAAAGAUUUUAAAGAGUUGCUUAUAUCAACUCAGCAGUGAUUGAUGUUAUAUGCAAAAUCCCAAGCAAGGAAGGAGG